Messenger RNA from Filobasidium floriforme, 928 nucleotides. Its product is annotated as proteasome subunit alpha type 5. The record is from RefSeq and is a predicted model, not a curated record. The transcript has 8 exons. Gene Ontology annotation, biological process: proteasome-mediated ubiquitin-dependent protein catabolic process. Gene Ontology annotation, cellular component: proteasome core complex; nucleus; proteasome core complex, alpha-subunit complex. NCBI's taxonomy places the organism in Eukaryota, Fungi, Basidiomycota, Tremellomycetes, Filobasidiales, Filobasidiaceae. Bases 91 to 834 code for a protein of 247 amino acids.
UGUUCUUCGAUACAACAACCUUUGACAUCACCACCACGACCACCACGACAGAGAUAGAGAUCUAACGAACAACUAUAAGCAGUAACCACAAUGUUUUUGACGAGGUCUGAAUAUGAUCGAGGUGUAAACACCUUUUCUCCCGAGGGUCGACUGUACCAAGUCGAAUACGCUAUGGAGGCCAUCAAACUCGGUUCUACUACCGUUGGUAUCACAACCCCUCACGGGACCAUCCUCGCCGUCGAGAAACGCGUCCAAUCCACCCUGCUCGAAACCUCUUCCAUCGAAAAGAUCAUGGAGAUCGAUUCCCACAUCGGGUGCGCCAUGUCCGGCUUGACGGCCGACGCUAGGACCAUGGUGGAACAUGCGAGGAUGACGGGCCAGAUGCAUGCGUUUACGUAUGACGAGCCUAUCAAGGUGGAGAGCGUCGCUCAGGCGGUGUGUGACUUGGCGUUGAGGUUCGGGGAGAGCGUGGAUGAUGACGAGGCCAUGAUGUCUCGACCGUUUGGUGUAGCACUUCUGAUAGCUGGUGUAGACGAGUUCGGACCUUCGCUCUUCCACACGGAUCCGUCGGGAACGUUCACUCGAUACGACGCUAAAGCCAUCGGGAGUGGGAGCGAUGCCGCGCAGACUUCGCUACAGGACGCUUACAACAAGAACAUGACGCUCGACGAGGCUCAUAGGCUAGCGCUCAAGAUCUUGAAGGAAGUCAUGGAGGAAAAAGUGGACGAGAACAAUAUCCAGCUCGCCCAGGUCGUACGGGCAGAAGGGAGCAAGGAGGCCAAGUUUGAGAUUCUCUCCGGCGAGGCUACCAAGCAGCUCAUCGCCGCCAUGUAGAGGAUGACGAACGAUUUGUUUUACAUGUGUCAUGUUCGGUUUCCUACGUCUUCUGUCAUUUUAGUUCUUCAUGUGAUACGACCAUGCACGAUCA